AUGUCCGGAGUCAUCAGCAAGCGCCAGCAGGCGCGUAAUGAGAAGCAGCUUCAUGAGCUAGUUCAUACGGUCGCGGGCAACAACAUCUGCGCCGACUGCUAUGCGCGCAAUCCAGCAUGGGCAUCUUGGAGUUUGGGAGUAUUCCUCUGCAUGCGCUGUGCAACCAUCCACCGGAAGCUCGGCACCCAUAUUUCCAAAGUCAAAUCGCUCAGCAUGGAUAGUUGGUCAAACGAACAAGUCGAUAACAUGCGCAAGGUCGGCAAUGUCAAUUCGAACCAGAUAUACAACCCGGCGAACAAGAAGGCCCCUGUGCCAGUUGACUCUGACGAGGCCGAUUCAGCCAUGGAGCGCUUCAUACGACAAAAGUACAUACAUAACGUGGCAGCCCAGUCCAGCAAGCCACGGAGCCCGGUCUCCGACGAGGGAACACCUCCACCACUGCCACCCAAGAACUCCAAGUUUGGCUUCCGCGCAGCCUUUUCGCGAAACAAAAAUGUACCCAAUAGGUCGGCUAGCGAUUAUGCACCGGUAUCGCCUACGUUGACAAAUAAACCCUCCAAGGUGUUUGGCGCCACCGUGGACUAUGAUGCUCCAGACGACACAGAGAAGAAGCUGGCCAAGUUGCGAGAUAUGGGCUUCCAGAACAACCAACGAAACUCUAUCGUGCUUAAGGGAGUUAGUGGUGAUGUUGAACGUGCUGUUGAAGCCCUCGUUCGGCUGGGUGAGGGAGACCAACCGCCCCCUGCGCCGCCCAAGGAAAAGACGCUUCGCGCGACGAGGUCCAUGACACCUAUGAUACCCAACUCCGCGGGCCUAACAGGGGGCUUGACUGUCAUUAAAAGAUCCGAGACGGACCGCCCGAUAUCUUCUUCGACUACGUCUACGAACCCCUUUGACAUGUUGAACCGCGCCCAACCUCAAACAGCUCACUCCACGGGCUCGCUGCAGAGUACCAACCCCUACAAUAUCCCGACGAAUCACUUCGGCUCCAUGUCUGCACAACCCAGUCCUAUUGACCAGGUGUUCCAAAAUCUGGCAAUCUCUGGGCAGCAGACAGGGACUUCCUCCAAUGGCGCAGGAUUUUCGCUGCCGAUGCCGCCCCAGCUCCCAAUGUAUGGGCAUUCGGCACCGUCCAGCCCUCAACUGCAGCAUGGAUUGGGCUUGUCUCCCGGCGGCGGCAAUUCCUUGCCCACUGGAUAUAAUCCUUACUUUUCGCAGUCAGUGCAUGCUAUGCCACAGCAGCAACAGCAGCAGCAGCAGCAGCAGCCGCUGUAUGGUACGCAAACUGGCAUGACAUUGAGCAUGAACCAGAUGGGCGGACAGAUGGCAUCGAACCCGUUUGUACGAUCACCUACAAGAGUAGCUUCACCACCGCCGCUAGGCCAGAUUUCGGAAACGGCGACUUUUAGCACGUCACCAAUGCCACUGGCCUCACCUGCGACAAACCCAUUCUUCAAUACACAGACGAGGAUGCCAUCACCUGGUGUUCAGCAGCAACAGUAUAUGCAGCCACAUCCACAAAUGUACCAACAGCAGCCGCAGCAGCAAGUGUACCAGCAGCAGCCGUACCAGCAGCAGCCGUUCCAGCAGCAAGGGUACCUGCAGCAAGGGUACCAGCAACAAGGGUUCCCGCAACAAGGGUUCCAGCAGCAGCAAGGGCUUCAACAGCAGCAGAUGUUCCAGCCUCAGCCGGCCUAUCAGCAAUAUCAAGCUCCUCGAUAUGACAAAACAUCCAUCAUGGCGCUGUACGGUCAAUCUUCAAAGCCGCAACUGCAGGCUCAAGCGCAGAGCAUCCCGGAAAACCAAGCAGUGGAUGCUUUUGCAGCGCCAAGCAUGUCUGCAGGAUUUCAACAACAACGCAGCGCAUCGCAGCCGCUACCCGGAACGAACCCGUUUGCGGCCAUGCAGCAAGCUCCCACAGCGCCGGCUGGGGCUUCGGCGGAGGCAUACAAGACUGGGCGGCAAAUCAGCCGCGAGAGUGUGAAUCUGGGGCUGGACAUGGCGUGGGCCAACAACGGGCGGCACAGCCCGGAUGCGUUUGCAAGCCUGAGCGCGCGGCAUGUAUGA
Messenger RNA from Cordyceps militaris CM01, 2067 nucleotides. RefSeq names its product GTPase activating protein for Arf, putative. NCBI's taxonomy places the organism in Eukaryota, Fungi, Ascomycota, Sordariomycetes, Hypocreales, Cordycipitaceae. The record is from RefSeq and is a predicted model, not a curated record. Gene Ontology annotation, cellular component: Golgi apparatus. Gene Ontology annotation, molecular function: protein binding; GTPase activator activity. Gene Ontology annotation, biological process: intra-Golgi vesicle-mediated transport; endocytosis; endoplasmic reticulum to Golgi vesicle-mediated transport. The transcript has 4 exons. The coding region runs from base 1 to 2067 and encodes 688 amino acids.